AAUACUGUUAAUUUUCGCUGUGUUAAAUAAGCUGUGGAUCAAGUUGGUUUUGGAAUGUAGGGUGGAAUAUCUGAACAUGAAGUUGCUUCUGUUGGAGUUUUGGAGGUGGAUUAUAUAUUUAAACACGGCAUGGUUUAUUCUUCUUCUUCCGUGCAUAACAGGGGUUGGUGGGCUACGGAACGUCACUAUCAGGGUUCCUCUGGCCGUCACUGCAGGCGCCACCGUCUCCCUCUUCUGCAGCUAUGAUCUGGAGAACGAGCCUCUCUACACCAUCAAGUGGUACAAGGGAAGACAAGAAUUCUUUCGCUACGUGCCCAAGGAACUGCCUCACACUAGGGUGUUUCCUAUCAAGGGGUUCAACGUGGAUGUGAGCCUGUCAGGCCCAGAACGUGUCGUCCUGAGAGAUGUCAACAGAGCCAUGUCAGGUCGCUACUUAUGUGAGGUGUCUACCGACGCCCCGGACUUUCUAACCAUGGUGGUGGCUGCUAACAUGAAUAUAGUGCGACCGCUGGACCAGAAGCCAGUAUUGGAGGUGGACAAAACAAAAUACUCCCUCGGGGAAACUCUAAGAGGAAACUGUACUUCACCACCCUCCAGCCCUCCAGCGAACCUCACACUAUACGUCAAUGGGAAUAAGGUCCGGCCAGGACCUUUCAUGAAGUCUCACUUCUUCGGGGAGGAAGAUCACAAGGUGACGAUCACGGAGGUGUCACUAGAAGUCAACAGUUUCCUUGGGUCUAGAGUGAGACUGCAGUGUGUGGCAGACCUGUUCGGAGUGUUCACCUCGUACAGUGAAGUGAUCGAAGUGGUUGUGGUCGAAGACAAACCCAUCCUGGCGUCCGUUCUGGACAACAGAGAGAACCGAGGUCAAACAAGUAGGAGUUUUGUCCUACUGGUAUCAACGCUAGGAGCGCUAGCGUCUCUCCUCAGGUAGCAGAUGUAAGCGCGUGAACUACUUCUACCGAUUCGGAAUCGUUUCCUUCCAAUCAAAAGUUAACAAAUAAAGAUGUUACCACUUUGAAAAUUUUCAUGUGAAAAAGAUAACUAUAUUACAAUGUUGAUGGGGUGUGUUAAUGUUGAGAAGCUCAAGUAUGUCCCAUUUUCAUGUCCCUUGCCCCUUCUAAUUGCUUUUAACCCAUUUGCUACAAGUUUUGUACAAACCGUUUGAUGUUCUGGAAUAAAUGAAAAAAAUAAGCAGGAACCCUUACUACAAAUUUAUUGAAUAACAUUUGAAGGAUCAACAUAUUUCGAUAAACAUUAAGUCUUCAAUGUUAAGACAUAGUUCAAAUGAAAUUUUAAUUUAAAUUUUCACUACUUCUCCUUUGAUGUUUAUUUAUAUUAUUAUACUACCUUUAACGGCGUGUAUUAGUUUGGCAUUAGAACCAUCUCAAGUCAUUUGGUGUAAAUUUAUGAACAUAUAGCCAUAUUUUAAAAUUGGAUGAUAAAAAAAAAGUUUUACGAAAUCCUGUAACAUUUUCGUAAUUACUUUGUUAGCUAUGAUUAUGGGGAAUUGUGAAAAAGAACAAGCAAAAUUACUAAAUCUCACUCACUGUAUGAUGAUGAUUAAUUAUAACUAAACAAGUUACAGAAUGAUGAUAGUCUUAAAGUAUAUUUUUGAUUUGUUGUAGGACUAUAGUGCUGUUUAUUGGCAAGUGUAAUGCAUAAAUAUACACAUUUCUUUCACAUUUUCCAAUCAAUGACGCAAAAUAAAAAAUACGGAUUGCAAAGGUUAGAGAGCAUUUAGUGUUCAUCAAUUUACCUGCCUUAUAAUAAUAAAAAAAUAAUUCUUUGUUUUUUGGACAGUAGAGCAAAGAUUGUUGUUUGGAAUUAUGAUAAUUUGUAUUUUUAAAGUCAAUCAUGAUUAUCGUUUUAUAAGCGCAAAUUAUCAAAUAAUGAAAAUUUAUCGACCCCCUCUCUUAUUUUAGAAUAUAAUAAUGGAGUCACACGAAGCGAUGUUGUUAUUAUGUAGCUUGUAAAAGAUUUGUGUGCCAAAUACUCUUUUAUAAUACUAAGAUGCUUAGAUUGUACAUAUUGUAUAUUGUAGUUAAUAAAUGACUGUAUUAUCGUAUUUAAAUGAAAAAAGACUUA
Messenger RNA from Macrosteles quadrilineatus (aster leafhopper), 2088 nucleotides. RefSeq lists its product as uncharacterized. The record is from RefSeq and is a predicted model, not a curated record. Lineage: Eukaryota; Metazoa; Arthropoda; Insecta; Hemiptera; Cicadellidae. The transcript is spliced from 6 exons. Bases 77 to 934 code for a protein of 285 amino acids.